AUGUCUGUACUUCCCAUGUCAACCCCAAGUUACCAGUUUCGAGGAGUAUCACAAUGCCUCUAUACCUUUGAGCGAGAACUCGAACGCUAUGAGCGAGAAGGCGGCAGUGGGAAUCCAUACAUCAUCUUUGCAAUGGGGGAUCGCGGUUUCCGCGACUUGAAAAACUCACAGGAAAGUCUCCUCAUCAAAUCCAUUGUAGAGUAUGAUGAUGCAUCCCACACUGCAUUAUUUAGAAUGGAGACCACCAUUCAUGCCGUCGCUGCUUCCGCCUUUGCCGAUACAUUCCUACUGUGGAAAUCCCAGUUCCCAGAACUGAGGCUAUUACAUACAACAACGAGUUCAGUGCGCGGGCCGUCUGGAAAGAACAAGAGCCCUGACGGUGCGUGGAAGCCCGCCAUACUACCAUACAACCGAGAAGCCAAGUGGCCCUCCAUGGUUCUUGAAGCAAAAUCGAGUGAAAGGCGGCCAAAACUCGAGGAAGACAUGCGGUUCUGGCUUGAAGGAUCCCGAGGGCAAUGCACCCUCGCGGAACAAUCAUUAUCGAGAAAUGGGCCCUCGACGACAAAAAAUAUCCUUUUCACCGAACAGAAGAUGACGGUAGUCCGAACAUCCGCACCAAACUGUGAUCGCAUAACCGGUCAACUGCCGAUCCGGUUUGAGGACGUCUUCCUGAAGCCGAAAAAGCCCGGUGAGACGGAUUUCCAGUUAUCACAAACGCAGUUGGAGGAUAUCGCCAAUGAGAUUUGGACUGUUCAGUUCACAAGGGCUAGACAACAGAGCUAG
Molecule: messenger RNA, 783 nt
Organism: Penicillium waksmanii
Lineage: Eukaryota; Fungi; Ascomycota; Eurotiomycetes; Eurotiales; Aspergillaceae
Exons: 2
Coding region: 1-783 (260 amino acids)
Source: RefSeq, a predicted model, not a curated record